AUGGUAGCUACAGAGUCCGAUUAUGCACUUCUCGAAUCGAUUCGCCGACACUUGCUCGGUGAACCAAUCCCCACCACCUCUACUUUUUCCUCCAGCCCCGCCUACCGCCGGCUCCCUAGUUUCGGCACCGUGUACCCUUGUUUGACGGAGAAUUGGGGCGAAUUACCCCUGAAGAUGGACGAUUCGGAAGACAUGCUGCUUUUCGGCGUUCCUCGUGACGCCUUCCACGACGGGUGGGUCGUCCCGAAUUCGGAUUUCUCGCCGACGGCGGAGGUGACGGCGACCCUUCCACCGGUGAAAUUGGAGCCGCCGCCGACACCGGCGGUGGUGCCGCCGAAGGGGAAGCACUACAGGGGAGUGAGGCAGAGGCCUUGGGGGAAGUUCGCGGCCGAGAUCCGCGACCCGGCCAAAAACGGGGCGCGGGUCUGGUUGGGUACUUUCGAGACGGCCGAGGAUGCGGCUCUGGCUUACGACAGAGCCGCGUACCGGAUGCGGGGCUCCAGGGCGCUGCUGAAUUUCCCCUUGAGGGUGAAUUCGGGUGAGCCCGACCCGGUUCGAAUUACGUCGAAGCGCUCGUCGCCCGAGCCAUCAUCGUCGUCCGGGUCGGAUAGCGGGUCGCCGAAGACUAAUAAGAGGAGGAAAAAGGGCGGCGUUGUUAACGGGUCGGGUGACGGGGCUCUGGUUUCUGUUGCUACGCAAGUGCCUGUCCAGGUCGGGUCGGAUAUGGGUAAUGCCGGUGGUUUUGGAUAUCAAGUGACAGUCUGCACACGUGGCGGGCAGCUAUUGGCUGCCUGA
Messenger RNA from Linum tenue, 795 nucleotides. NCBI's taxonomy places the organism in Eukaryota, Viridiplantae, Streptophyta, Magnoliopsida, Malpighiales, Linaceae. The record is from the annotation of a GenBank genome assembly.